Molecule: messenger RNA, 3982 nt
Organism: Olea europaea var. sylvestris
Lineage: Eukaryota; Viridiplantae; Streptophyta; Magnoliopsida; Lamiales; Oleaceae
Product: C2 and GRAM domain-containing protein At1g03370-like
Exons: 6
Coding region: 533-2968 (811 amino acids)
Source: RefSeq, a predicted model, not a curated record
UGUCUAUCUGCCUGCCUCUCUUUUUUCAAGUAAAUUCCCCCUUCUUUUCUCUCUCCCCCAUACACAUGAAAGAAACAGAUUGAUUUUGACGAACCAUAAAUUUGAAUUCGAUAUUCUUGGGGUUUGAACAUAUAUUUCAUCUUGAUUUUCUUUUUCUUUCUCAAUCAAUAACGUCUUACCAAUAAUUAACAUUCAGACGUUUUUUCCGGUAUUUCUAGUUUUUCUUGAAUUUAAUUCCGCCAUAUUUCCGUUUCUUCCAUUCCAUUUCACAAUUUAUCUUUUACGCUUUUACCUUGGGGAUCAGGAUAUUUUGAUACUCCAGAAUUAUAACAUUCUGAUUAUCAUCCAAAGUUUCGGAGUCGUUUUUCGAUUAUUCUCUGUAUUAUCAAUAUCCUUCAAUAUUUCUUGCAAUGCAAUGGACCAUAUUCUCUGUUCUCACAUUUAAUGAAAUUUCAUUCUUGGUGAUGAUAGUUUAAUUGCUUAUCCUUUGCUGAACUAAAGAAAGGUUAAUCUUGUGCCCUAUUCGUGAAAUAUGAAGCUCUUAGUACGCGUAAUCGAAGCAAGAAAUAUACCAGCAAUGAACCCUAAUGGAUUCAGUGAUCCAUAUGUGAAAUUACAACUGGGUAGACAGAGAUUCAGAACCAAAGUCGUAAAGAAGUGCCUGAACCCAUCAUGGUGCGAAGAAUUUACUUUUAAAGUCGAUGAUUUGAAAGCAAAGCUUAUCAUUGCCGUUCUUGAUGAAGACAAGUACUUUAAUGGUGAUUUCAUUGGCCAGGUUAAAGUGCCCGUCUCUCAUGUUUUCGAAGCUAUGGAUAAGUCUCUUGCCACUUCUUGGUACACAUUGCAGCCUAGGAAGAAGGCUAAGAACAAGGAUUGUGGUGAGAUUCUUGUCACUAUUUGGUUCUCGCAAAAUAGUUCUGUGUUGGACUUGCCAUCUCUUUGUGAUCCUGCACCCUUGCCAAGGAAGGUUGCUGAUAUGGGGAUGGAUUCAACUUUAAAGUCAUCCCCUUUGAGAUCAUUUUCUCCAAUGAGAGUGGAAGAAGGUGUCUCUUCUAAGGAGGAAAAGCCUUCUGCACCAACAUUUGCUGAUCGAAUUGCCCAAAUUUUCAACAAGAACGUAGAUACAACACCCGCAAGCUCUGUUGAAGUACCUGACAUAUCAGAGUUUUCAGAAAGUGAAAAUCCGGCAGUUUCAGAGAACAAGUCUGAAGAGCAGUUCUCAACUAUUGAUUUUGAAGAAAUAAUGAAAAGCAUGGAGACGAAAGAACUAGGACAUGAAGUUCCGAGUAAUUUGCCAGGAGGUGUAGUUUUAGACCAAUUGUAUUCAAUUGCACCAGGCGAAUUGAACUCUUUACUCUUUUCGCCAGACUCAAGCUUUAUGAGGUCUGUAGCCGAUGUGCAGGGAUCUACAGAAUUGAAUUUAGGACCUUGGGACUUUGAAAAUGGUAGUGAUAGCCUAAAGAGAGUAAUUACUUAUAUCAAGGCUCCAAGUAAACUGAUAAAAGCUUUGAAAGCUACCGAGGAGCAAACAUAUAUGAUUGCUGAUGGGAAGGCUUUUGCAGUGUUAGCAAGUGUGAGCACUCCAGAUGCUCCAUAUGGGAAAACUUUUAAAGCAGAAGUGCUUUAUUGCAUUACUCAAGGACCGGAGCUUCCAUCGGGAGAACAGUCUUCUCGAUUAGUAGUUUCUUGGCGAAUGAACUUUUUGCAAAGCACUAUGAUGAAAGGUAUGAUUGAAGGAGGAGCACGACAAGGUAUAAAGGAAAGCUUUGAGCAGUAUCAAAAGUUGUUAUCUCAGAAUGUAAAGCUAGCUGACGUUAAAGAAAUGGGUUCAGAGAAGGAUCAAGUUUUGGCAUCUCUUCAGGUCGAGCAUCAGUCAGAUUGGAAAUUGGUUGUUCAGUAUUUCACUAAUUUUACAGUAAUUUCGUCUAUUUUCAUGGGUUUGUAUGUGCUUGUGCAUAUAUGGCUGGCCAUGCCUAGCACAAUACAGGGUCUUGAGUUUGUUGGAUUAGACUUGCCUGAUUCCAUUGGUGAAUUGAUCGUGUGUGGAGUACUGGUUCUUCAAGGUAAACGGGUUCUAGAGUUGAUAUCACGCUUCAUGCAGGCCAGAAUACGAAGAGGCAGUGAUCAUGGAAUUAAAGCUCAAGGGGAAGGUUGGUUACUCACUGUUGCCUUAAUUGAAGGAAGCAAUUUGGCAGCCGUUGACUCACAUGGGUUCUCUGAUCCUUAUGUGGUGUUUACUUGCAAUGGGAAAACAAGAACCAGCUCUAUUAAAUUCCAGAAAUCUGAUCCUCUUUGGAAUGAAAUUUUUGAAUUUGAUGCAAUGGAUGAGCCUCCAUCUGUAUUGGAUGUGGAAGUUUUUGAUUUUGACGGACCUUUUGAUGAUGCUACAUCUCUUGGACGCGCUGAAAUUAAUUUCUUGAAAACUAACAUAUCGGAAUUGUCCGAUGUUUGGAUUCCUAUACAAGGAAAGUUGGCUCAGGCAUGCCAGUCAAAGUUACAUUUAAGAGUUUUUUUGAACAAUAGCAGGGGUAGCAAUGUUGUCAUAGAUUAUUUAACUAAGAUGGAGAAGGAGGUGGGGAAAAAGAUAAAAUUGCGCUCUCCUCAAACGAAUUUUGCAUUCCAAAAGCUCUUUGCACUUCCACCUGAGGAAUUUCUUAUCAAUGACUUUGCUUGUCACCUGAAACGCAGAAUGCCUCUCCAGGGCCGUCUCUUUCUGUCAGCAAGAAUAAUUGGGUUUCAUGCAGAUCUAUUUGGUCAUAAGACGAAGUUUUUCUUCCUUUGGGAAGACAUAGAAGACAUCCAAGUCAUUCCUCCUACCUUGUCAUCAAUGGGCAGUCCAAUCAUCAUUAUGACUCUUUGGCCUGGUAGAGGUUUUGAUGCACGGCAUGGAGCAAGAACACAGGAUGCGGAAGGCCGGCUGAAGUUUCAUUUUCACUCUUUUGUGUCUUUCAACAUGGCACAGAGGUAAUUUCAGAUUAAUUACAUUUCUGAGUGUUAACAGGUUUUUUAACGAUUAUUUCAUUUGCAGUCCUGUCUGUAUAAUUCAAUGGUCACAUUACGAUAUUGUUCCUCUUCUUGUCAUCAUGUCUAGUCCUGCAUCUUAUCCUAGAAAUAUUCUAGUUGAGUCUUCAAACCAUUUGUUCAAAACUACAGGCAUUUCUAACGUUUGAACCUGUCCAGCAUGAUCUCAAAGUCCAGUAAUGUUGUACUAAUUGGUUCUUUAUAUAAGUAGGUAAUUGUCUCCAUGGAUAACAUUACAGAUUUACCUUUUAUCAAAAAAAUUAGGACCCUCCCUUUAUCCAUCCUGUUUUCUCUGGAUUGAUUUUCACCUUGAUUUCUUACCUUUUAUGUACAAAAAGAUGUGCAAAUUUACCAGCUUUGAUAUUUUGGAUCCAAUCGGGUAACCUCUAUUGAAGUCACAAGGACACAAUUGGGUUACCCUUCAUGAUUCUAAGGGUGUCUAUAAGAUGCUGAAAACAGUUAUUUAAUUCGUGUGGACACGUGCUCAUAAUAGCAAAUUCAGGAUUGAAAUAACCCUUGAAAAUUUAGUAAAUUUCUUGAAAUAGAUAAAGAAAGAAUUAUCAGUUUUCAGGGUGUUAAUUUUGCAAUUUGAUUGUUUUAACAUUGUGUGUGUGGAUGCUUUAUCACCAUCUAGAUUACUUCUUGAGAGUGUUCGUACACGGAGUGCAUUGGAGUCAUGUCCUUUACUUUAAAAGCUUACUGAGUCCUGGAAGUUUGAAAGCUCCAGGUAGAAAGAAAAGCUGUUUGAUGUUAGUCUGCUGGAAGAUCGAAAUAGGAGAGCUUUCAAUGGUCUUAAAAUCCUGUAUGCACGAUCAAGAGCAGACUUCUUUCUAUAUUGCUUUUUCUUUGGUCGACCACCAAUCUCCAUGCAGUUUAUUUGGUGAUUUUUUUUUAAUUAUAUUAGAUAAGUUUUUGUUUACUACCUCUCUCCCAUCCACACCCCCCAACCCUAAUUGGACUC